Messenger RNA from Oncorhynchus tshawytscha (Chinook salmon), 2001 nucleotides. RefSeq names its product transcription activator BRG1-like. Bases 775 to 2001 code for a protein of 408 amino acids. Gene Ontology annotation, cellular component: nucleus. Gene Ontology annotation, biological process: regulation of DNA-templated transcription. The transcript has 7 exons. Lineage: Eukaryota; Metazoa; Chordata; Actinopteri; Salmoniformes; Salmonidae. Gene Ontology annotation, molecular function: ATP binding. The record is from RefSeq and is a predicted model, not a curated record.
CUUGUUCAGAUUAAUGAUACGUAAUUUCACUUUCUAGUACCUUUUGGUUAUCGUUGGGUUGGGAAGGAACGGUAGUCAGGACCGACAUUACUCGUCUGUCUCUGCAGACAGUGGCGACAGACUGAAAUUAAUACAUACUUUUUGGUAAAUGUAUCUAGUUAACUCGAGCCGGGGUACGGGAUGCGGGUUGGAUCAAUCAACUGAAAUAUUUAUUUUUUUACUUGCGUCUUCUCUCAAGUCAGCAAAACAACGUCAUUCAAACCAUACAUUUUGUUAAAACAGCAUGUUCGGCUAGCAGAGACCAUACCAUUAGCUAACGUUAGCCAACUGCCUGGCAGUGUUCCAGUUUAUUGGCAUUUAUUAUGUGGAAAACAAUGUUUGAAAUGUAGCCCAUCACAUGGGUGAAUGGAUUCUGACAUCAAACAAAUAUAGCGUGCUAUUAUGUUGCGAACGGAGGUUGUUGUGCUGCUAGCUAGCUUUCUAGUCAAAUUAUGCACCACAUUAGGUGCCUUACGCGCUGCAAUACUGUAGAUCUCUGCGAGUUUUGAAAGUGUUAUGACCGAUAAGGAGUUAACAUUAUUUUUUGGUGAGGGAAAUGUUUGGGGUGAUCAAACUUGAAGUGUGUGUCGAAUCUGGAUGCAGAGGUCUGGGGCGAGCGGGGAAUGGCGUCCUAGAUUUAUCAGGAGAUAUAUACUUGGAUUACGGAGGACGAAUGGAAGGAAACAGAGGAAGAGUGGAGCUUGGUGCUGUCAAAUUCUCAGACUCAGCUGAGAGAUGUCCAUCCCAGACCCCCCCAUGGGAGGGACACCUCGGCUGGGCCCCUCCCCAGGACCGGGGCCUUCUCCAGGAGCCAUGAGGGGACCCAGCCCUUCCCCAGGCUCUGCACAUAGCAUGAUGGGACCCAGCCCAGGUCCCCCAGCCUCUGGACACUCCCACCCACAACAGGGGCCCUCAGGAUAUCCUCAGGAGAAUAUGCAUCAGAUGCACAAACCUAUGGAAGGCAUGCAUGAGAAGGGCAUGUCUGAUGACCCUCGCUAUGGACCAAUGAAGAGCAUGGGCAUGAGACCAGGUGGAGGCCACAUUGGAAUGGGACCCCCUCCUAGCCCCAUGGAUCAACAUUCACAAGACUACCCCUCUCCACUGGGGAGUUCUGAGCACUCUCCCAACCCUGUGCCAGCCAACAGCCCUCCCCCCGGCCCCAUGAUGCCCUCUGGCCCAGGUGUCCCCAUGGAGGGCGGUGACCCCCAGGCCAUGGGCCAGCAGAGCCUCGGGGGUUUCCUAAGUGGUGGUUCUGUGCCAGGCGGGGUUGGGCCUGGUGGACCCACCCCCUUCAACCAAAACCAGCUGCACCAGCUCAGGGCCCAGAUCAUGGCCUACAAGAUGCUGGCUCGCAGCCAGCCCCUACCAGACCACCUGCAGAUGGCUGUGCAGGGCAAGAAGCCCAUGUCAGGGAUGCAGCAGCAGCCAGGGAUGCCCAACAUGACCCCUUCCUCUGGGCCUGGAGCGUGGCCUGGACAGCCACCAGCAAACUACAACAGACCACUUGGAAUGUUAGGCCCAAACAUGCCUCCUCCAGGACCCUCAGGUGUUCUUCCUGGUAUGCAGGGCCAGCCCACCAAUGGACCCCCUAAACAAUGGCCAGAAGGGCCCAUGGUGAAUGCUGCUGCUCCAUCCAGUGCCCCCCAGAAGCUGAUUCCCCCUCAGCCCAUUGGCAGACCCUCCCCUGCUCCCCCCUCCCCCCAGCCCCCACCCAUGGUGCUGCACCAAAAACAGAACCGCAUCACGCCCAUCCAGAAGCCCCAUGGCCUGGACUCAGUAGAGAUCCUCCAGGAGAGAGAGUACAGGCUGCAGGCUCGAGUGCUGAGGCACGUAGCGAGUAAAAAUCAUCUGUCCUCCGUUCCAACACUCACUACCGAGUUUCAAACUGCCUCUGGAAGCAACGUCAGCACAAGAACUGUUCGUCGGGAGCUUCAUGAAAUGGGUUUCCAUGGCCGAGUGUAA